AGAUACAGCGGGAAGAAAAUUUAUUUACAAAUGGCUUCUUGAAUUAUUUCUUCUUAAAUUCUUUGACUAUAUCACUAUAUUUACAAUGCAGGACAAAGAGGAUAAUUUUGAUAAAAAUACCAAAAAAUUGACGGAAGAUAUUCAGAAUAUGGAGAAUUACAAAAGUCUCUAUAAAGAAUUACAGAAAUUGGUCGCAUCGAAAUCUGUCCAAAAGGAAGAUUUCCGAAAUUCUCUACUUGAUGCAAUAAAGGCAAAUGGACUCGAAUCGGAAAUACGAAAUACGGUUUUUCAUUGGGCUCGCUCGAAGGGGCCACUGCAGCCAAAAAUAGAGACACCAAUUGGCGAUGCUGAUUUGAGUUAUUUGAAGAAAACGCAAAUUCAAUGGGAACGGAGAAUUCAAAAAUCUUUAAAUUCCAUGUGCAAUGAACUUAAUGUCCCAUUGGCCCGGAUUCGUCCCAAUUCCGAAAGGGAACAGUUGUUGGAAAAGUGGAACGAACUUAGUACCUACGACAUCGAUUUAUCGCAAUAUAGACCUCUGUAUGCUCCGAAGGACUUUUUAGAAGUUUUAUAUUCAAUACGUGAUCCGGCAUUCAAAAAGCAACUAAAUGAGCCGAAUUGGGAAUUCAGUCACAUACAAAUUAGAGUGAAAACUUUGGAGGAAUUGAGAGCCAUAUACACGGAUAUUGCCGAUGGAGCACCAUUAUUGGGUGUUAAUCCGAACAUGCCAGCAAUUGGAAAUUAUGCAACUUACGAAGACGAAAGAACUGAAUUGGGAGAAAAAAUUCUCAAGUCAAAUCACUCGCCACUUGCUCAGGAAUUUUUAAAACGCGGAUGUCCAAUUGCAUUGAGAAGUCGAAUUUGGUCGUUAAUUUUGGGAACAAUCCUCAAGGAGAAUGAUAUUGAAUACUACAGCGAAUUAAAAGGAUUGGUUGCUCAGUAUGAUAUAAUGGUGGAUAAAUUAAUCAUUAAGGACGUUCAAUUAACGGCUAGAAAUGAUGAUCAAUAUUUCGUAUUUGAAGACAUUUUAUAUCAAACAAUGCUUUGUUUUUCGAGGGAUUCGGAAGUUUUGGCACCUGUCACAACGGAUCGAAGCGCAGGUGGUCAAGUUAUUCACGCCGUUUUGCAAGGGAAACCGACGACUUUGGAAAAUACUUUAGUUUUCCCACCUAGUGGAGUUAUUCCGUUUCAUGGUUUCACAAUGUAUGGAAGUCCAUUUUGCUACUUGUAUGAUGAUCCUUGCGCAAUGUAUUACACAUUUCGUGCAUUUUAUUUGCGUUAUUGGUUUCGCCUUCACACUGUAUCGAGUCACGGACAGGGAAUCGUUGCUCUUUGUCUUCUCUUCGAGAGACUUCUGCAGUGUCACGAGCCUCAACUUUGGGCGCAUUUCAAAAAUAUUCACAUUCAUCCAGUCAAAAUUGUAUUCAAAUGGUUGAUGAGAGGAUUCAGUGGUUACCUACCACCGGAGCAAUUACUAUACUUGUGGGAUUUGAUUCUGGGCUAUGAUUCCUUGGAAAUUAUUCCACUCUUCGCCGUGACGAUUCUAAGUUUCCGGAAGGAAAACAUAAUGCAAGUUAACACAUUAAGCAAUGUUGAGGCAAUUUUGGCAGAUCUUUCAUCUCUAAAAGUGAUGCCCUUAGUACAAUUAGUUCUUCUAAAGGAAUAAUCCACCAAAAAAAAGUAAAAUGGAUUCUUCGUAACUACAAACUACAAUUUUUAUAAUUUUAGGAAAAAUAUACAUGUAAACAAUAAUGUAAAGACUGGCAUUAAUCUUCCUGAUAAAUAUUUACAUACCCUAAAUUUUAUCGGUAGUUUACCAGCAAAGCAGAAAAUGUCGAUCAAAACGAAAUUCUCUUCUAUACGUUUACCAAACGAAGGUUUUUUGAAAUGAAAUUACAUUUUGUGG
Molecule: messenger RNA, 1903 nt
Organism: Leptopilina heterotoma
Lineage: Eukaryota; Metazoa; Arthropoda; Insecta; Hymenoptera; Figitidae
Product: TBC1 domain family member 19
Exons: 11
Coding region: 86-1663 (525 amino acids)
Source: RefSeq, a predicted model, not a curated record